GCGUAGAUCAGUUCUUAACCUCCUUCUAUUUGUUAUCCAAUUAUCGGUAUCAACUAUUGAAAAUUGCGCAAAAAUGCGGCAAAAUCGAAAAGUUCGAUAUGCUGUUCCAUCGAUCCGGGCCAAUGGCUGGCUAUCCUCGCGGUUAUGCCUUCGUUACAUACGAGAAGCAACGUGAUUCCGAAACAGCCCUGGAGUUUUUAAAUGGAAAACUGGUAGGAGAUAAACAUAUGGUAGUUCGGUGGGCUAAAAACGUAAACCGAGAUGACAUGGAAAAGACUAAGCCAAAGCUGCAAAUUCCUGUGCUAGCUGGAGGUUCGAAAACCAGCACCAGUGGGCUGGCUAGUCAGCAGACAAAAAUUCAAGCACUCGAGGCCAAACUCAAACUCAUGGAAAGCAGAUCUGAUGACCUGGUUAUAAACAAAAGUAUUACCGGGGAAAAACCGAUAAUAGAAAAAUAUCAGUAUAACAAAAACCAGCCGCAACAGCUGCAACAACCGCACCGAACGGACUCUAAAGUAAAACGAAACAUGAAUCGUGGCGGCAGAAGUGGUCCUUAUAAAUCUAGUCGGUUCAAAUGAGAUCUGAAAUAAUUCGCAUCGAAACUCUGCAAGGUAUUACGAGGCAGAACUAUCUCAUCCCUGUGUGUGCUUGUCUAAAAAGUAUGGACUUCAUUUACCUACUGACUUUUAAUUUUUAGCAAAUGAUGAUGUUUUACAAUUAAACUUAAGUAAUAAACAAAACAAA
Molecule: messenger RNA, 744 nt
Organism: Sabethes cyaneus
Lineage: Eukaryota; Metazoa; Arthropoda; Insecta; Diptera; Culicidae
Product: probable RNA-binding protein 18
Exons: 2
Coding region: 99-578 (159 amino acids)
Molecular function (GO): RNA binding
Source: RefSeq, a predicted model, not a curated record